AUGUUGUCUUCUCCAGAGUUUGAGCUGGAAUUCGGCGAUACUAUGCUGAAUGUGACCAUGAUGGAGUCAUUGGUGCAUGGAAUUUACACUAUGGUAGUUGUGUUUACUCUAUGGAUGAUAGCUGGGACUGAGAAACACAGGGCACAAAUCUUUAUGUGCGCUGUGAUUGUUGCAAUGUACCUUAUCGCCACCACGCACUUGACAGUUCGGUCGUGCUAUGUCCAAGGAGCAUUCAUCAGUCAUGGCCAAACGGACGAGACACAAUUUGAUUAUCUGUUCAAUGUGCCGAAAUGGAUGCUUAUCAGCUCCGUCUCAUUUAUUCUCAACAUGAUCAUAGCCGACUUUUUCCUAUAUGUAUCAGCAAGCGACGACGCCGCUACCAGGGAGCACAUGGAGCGCAGCUCAGAUCGACUGGCUCCUGCCGUAUAUGUGUAUAUCGGUGGCGGUAACCGUUGGUUGCACCACGCUUAUCGUCUUCAGGAUUUGGAAUGUGCAUCGCAGAACGGAUAA
This is a messenger RNA of Guyanagaster necrorhizus, 510 nucleotides long. RefSeq lists its product as uncharacterized. The record is from RefSeq and is a predicted model, not a curated record. Lineage: Eukaryota; Fungi; Basidiomycota; Agaricomycetes; Agaricales; Physalacriaceae. The coding region runs from base 1 to 510 and encodes 169 amino acids. The transcript is spliced from 4 exons.